Molecule: messenger RNA, 2242 nt
Organism: Lineus longissimus
Lineage: Eukaryota; Metazoa; Nemertea; Pilidiophora; Heteronemertea; Lineidae
Product: ethanolamine kinase 1-like
Exons: 7
Coding region: 407-1510 (367 amino acids)
Biological process (GO): phosphatidylethanolamine biosynthetic process
Cellular component (GO): cytoplasm
Molecular function (GO): ethanolamine kinase activity
Source: RefSeq, a predicted model, not a curated record
UUCAAUGAUGAUAGUUCAUGCAAUUAAAAUUACAAUGCUCUGUGUCGAAUUCCCGGGUAGAUAAUGGUAGGUAGGUCGAGUGUGCAGAGCCAGUCAACGGCUUCUGUGUACACUUUUGGUGCAGUCGAUGUGUAUGUGCCCGAGCGAUAUUCCCGAGGAAAUGGUUCCAUGAACUUCUCCUGUGCUUCGAGUAACCUCGGAGUAACCAGACUAACUUACUCUAAGGAGUAACCACGCACGCGCAUUGGAUCGGGAUCUCCCGGCUUGAAUAGAUUACAACCAAUCCAAUGUGCAUGUCUCCGUGUUUCUGAAAGUCACCAGGUCACUGCUGUGACCAAUCUACAGGCCUUGAUCGAGACCUACGUACAAUUACAAAUCGACUAGUCAUUCCACAGGGAUCUCAAAAAUGGCUGCGGAAGGGGAUGUUCCGAAGUUGGCCAUCACCAUCAACCCUGAAGACCCGGAUGAUGACGUCAUGGCGAUAAUCGAAAAACUCCGACCACGAUGGAAGCGCUCGGACGUCAAACGCAAGACACUCGGCGAAAAUGCUUCCAUGGUCAACAAAAUGUAUGCGUACUACGUCACCAAAACGUGCGAUGUCGACGCAAUCGUGGUACGAAUCUACGGCACAGAUUUUGUAGAAUAUUCGGACAGAGACCGAGAAAUCAAAGUGACUUUGUUGCUCUCCGAAAUCGGGUUGUCUCCCAAGGUUUACUGCACGUUUGAGAAUGGGAUGUGUUUUGCCUUUGCGAAAGGAAAGCCGUAUGACCUAAAGGAUAGAGCGACAUUUAGUUGUAAGAAGUUGGCGAUGGCAGUUGCCAAGGAAUUGGCGGGAAUCCACUGCAAGAACACCGCCAAAUUAGCUGCUGAAAAGUACGGCAUUCCGGUUGAGGUGGACACCGCUCACGAGUCAUUCCGUGUGGCAUUAGGAGCCUGGGGACCUGAGAUGGACAAGUUGGACCCAUUAGUCACCACACCAGAAUUUCCAACCAAGGCGAUGGUCAAGGAGGAGAUAGACCGCGUCGAUCAAAUUGUACGUGACCUUGGCAUGCCAGUGGUCAUGAGCCACAAUGACCUUCACCCCGCGAACGUCAUUUUUGAUCAAGAGACGGGAAAAUGCGUGAUUGUCGACUACGAAUACUCCUUCUUCAAUCACCAAGGCUGGGAUUUGGCUCAGUACUUAUUUUAUGCGGCUUUUGGAGUCGGGGUUGAAAAGAAUACGCCUGAAAUGCACCAAACAGAAUACAGGAAAGAUUUUCUGCGGAGCUAUCUUAAACGCCUAAGUAUCCUUGACAACUGGGGACGAGAUGUCACAGAGCUAGAUGUUGAUGAACUCUUAGAAAAAGUUAACAAGUUUACCAUGUUUGUGAUGUUAUUCCACAUACCAAUCUCCCUGAUUGUAGCCUCGAAACCACCGGAAAACUUCGCUGACGAUACCAAUUGGUGCAGAGGAGCUUUGAACGCCUGGAAACUGUACCUUGCUACAAGGAAAGAGCUGCUCGGAUUCUAGUGCUGCCUCCUGUCAUCGUAUAGCAACAGUCAAGGGGAAUAUGGUUGUGCGACAAAAAAGGGAGUUCUUGAGUACUACUACACAGUAUGCGAAAUCAUAGUGUCAUAUGUUGUCUUCAAAAUCUGUGAACAGUCGUUUUCUUUACCUUGUGAAAUGUGCGAAAUAAUUUAGAAAAAACUCCAAUACACACCCUCCAUUGUUUGAUUACAAUCAAGAAAGUAUUUUGGAUGUUGCCAGAUUUUUGAGAUAGGAAAAUUGGGAAUCGUCGUAUACGGGAUUUUCUCUUACUGUCUGGCGAACCAAGUCCGAAAUUCCUGAAGGAUUACAGGGUCUUGUGAUUGAUUAAAUAAAAGGCCUUUUUAUCAAGGCCCAAUUUUCUCUCUUUGUCUAUGAAAAGAAAAGGGACGACUCAGUGAUAAUUCUCAGGACAGCAGAUAUCUGUGUCAAAAACAUGUUUGUUGAUAUGUCUGGGGGCAGUUGGUUACAUACGGUCCUGGUUAGAAUCGGGCAAUCAACUGCCGAUAACUGACGUAAAGAGAAACAGUAAGAAAACUAUGAAAAUAUUGCGUUUUCAUCUUUUUAUUCUAAAGCUUAAUAUUAGCAUUUGGUGUGUGCAGUGUUGCAUUUUAAUUUGCCUUCUACAGACAAGUAAUGAAUUAUAACAUCUACAAAUAAUAAAUCUUUAAAAGAAAAACGAUUUGGCACAGCAAAAUAAAUUCCCUUUUCUGUUGA